UCAGGAAUCCUAGGAUUACAGUGGUAGUUUACUCCUCCUACUAGUACACCUAUCUGCCCUCGAGUUGUAGGCUACUAUUGCAUCUUGGAAUUGGUACCAUUUUUUACAUACAACAACCAUUUCUACAAUGGCAAUGAUGCUGCCAUUCGGUUAUUCCGCUGUCUUUUACAUGCUGGUCGGAUACUUUGAUUCUGCAUGCGCUGGAUCCGUGCUUCUCAGCUCAAAUGCCAUCAAGAACAUACCUUUAGUGGCGAGUCCGAGUCACCCGAUAAGCGCGAGCCCUGACGACUUUUCAUUUGACAGCGGGACCCAAAAUAUGGCAAUUGAUACCAUACAGUCUUUGAGUUGCUCCACGGAUGAGGAGUGCGGUGACCAUGGUUUAUGCGUUGUGUCCCGAGGCGCCUGUCUCCCGUGCAAGAGGCGCAGGAAGCGCUGUAUCCGGGACACUAUGUGUUGCCCGGGCAACCAGUGCAGCAAUGGUGUGUGUUUACCCGGCGAUCCUGACAUGGUUCAGCACAUCAGAAUGGAGGACAUAGUGCCACUCAGCAAUACACAGGAGAAAAACUCUACAGUGGAACUGAACUCCAAGUUGCCCACACAAGAUCUUUCACAAACCCCAAAAGGUCUGGAAGGAAAGCACUGCCUGAGGUCUUCAGAUUGCACAGAGGGACUUUGCUGUGCGCGUCAUUUCUGGUCCAAGAUCUGCAAGCCAGUGUUGAAAGACGGUCAGGUCUGCACCAAGCACAAAAGGAAAGGCACCCAAGGUUUAGAGAUAUUCCAGCGGUGUGACUGUGGAGACGGUUUGUCCUGCAGAACACAGAGAGGGGAGCACAACAGCAAGGCAACUCGAAGUCUGCACACUUGCCAAAGACAUUGAAUCAGCAGCAAUCUAUGGAUUUCGGUAGCCUUUCAGAAAGUCUAACUGAAGGACUGAUGUGAUUUCUGACAAGUGAAGUGGAAAGGAAAGAGUUUACUAUUGGGAGACCGUUUUGUUUUGGUCUUCUGAUUUUAUCACUCAAAAAUAGCAGAGUAGUUGUGAUUGUUUCUCUAUGGAACUUGACAUAUAUGAUUAUUACGGUAAAUUACUGUAUUGUACAUAACUUAUAGAUAAUGGCACUUAAUUAUUUUUGGUCACAACUAUUCGAAGAGAAGGUGCUCUCUAUGCUGUUAUCACAUUAUUGUAAAUGUAUUAACACUGUGAUUUAUACAAGUUUAUAUAGAUUCUGAUAUCAAUUUAUAUUUUUAUUUGAAAUAAAGAGUGUUAAAAUA
This is a messenger RNA of Salvelinus sp. IW2-2015, 1269 nucleotides long. RefSeq names its product dickkopf WNT signaling pathway inhibitor 1b (gene dkk1b). Bases 128 to 877 code for a protein of 249 amino acids. Gene Ontology annotation, molecular function: co-receptor binding; receptor antagonist activity. The transcript is spliced from 4 exons. Lineage: Eukaryota; Metazoa; Chordata; Actinopteri; Salmoniformes; Salmonidae. Gene Ontology annotation, cellular component: extracellular region. The record is from RefSeq and is a predicted model, not a curated record. Gene Ontology annotation, biological process: negative regulation of canonical Wnt signaling pathway; multicellular organism development.